Molecule: messenger RNA, 1557 nt
Organism: Dendrobium catenatum
Lineage: Eukaryota; Viridiplantae; Streptophyta; Magnoliopsida; Asparagales; Orchidaceae
Product: kinetochore protein NUF2 homolog
Exons: 11
Coding region: 54-1415 (453 amino acids)
Biological process (GO): attachment of mitotic spindle microtubules to kinetochore; meiotic chromosome segregation; mitotic spindle organization
Cellular component (GO): Ndc80 complex; kinetochore
Molecular function (GO): protein-containing complex binding
Source: RefSeq, a predicted model, not a curated record
AGAGCGGCAAAAUCAUUCGAGGGUUCCUGAGCGGGAGAGUGAAGCGAGAAAAGAUGUCUUCGACCUUCCACUGCCCGGAGAUGCCGGCGUCGCAGAUCGCCGAAGUACUCACCGACAGCGGCAUUGCCGCCGUAUCUGAGGAGGAUCUCGCCGCCCCGACUGCUGAAUUCGCCUUCGCCCUCUACGCCAGCGUCCUCAACUACUUUCAACCCCUCAGUGAAGAUGUCAAUGGUGGGCUUGAUUUUGGCGCCCUGCAGCUACUGGACAACCCCGAGCACCAUGAGGACGCCGUCCGCGCUAUUAAUCUCUACCACCGGAUGAAUGAGCUUCUCGUAUCUAUAAAUUGUAACGGAUUCAAGCUCUCCGAUCUAUUGAGGCCGGAACCCCGGAGGAUAGUCGUCAUUUUCAGCGCCAUCGUCAAUUUCCUCUACUAUAGGGAGGAAAAGCUGGCCACUUUGCAAGUGUUUAUGGACAAGCUACCCGCCUGUGAUGAGAGAAGAAGUGAACUUGAGGAGAAGCUUGCAGAGUUGAAGAAACAAAGCAUGGAUUACGAAGUUGCACGAAAAGAAGAGGAGCCUUUGGUCCAUGAGGUUGAUGCUGAAGUGAACAAGUUAAAGCAUUCUAUACAGGAUUAUAACAAGCAGCAAAUGUUGAUGAGGAACCAGGCUAAAGAGCUCAAGGAGAAGGCUGAUGCCAUUGACAGCAAGAUCUCACAAGCAGAUUUUGAGCUAUUGAAAAAGGCGGAAGAAAACUCCAAAUUAUUGUCUGAAGUUGUUCAAUCUCCAGACAAACUACAGAGGGCCCUUGAGGAAAAAAGAAAUAAACUUGCUGAGGUGAAGAAUUCUGAGAGGCUGGCAAUUCAGAGUGUUCAAGAGAAAAAUACGGCUAUAGAGGUGUACUUGAAGGCCUCUGAAAAAAUGUCUAAGCUUUCAAGCCUAGUACAGGCAACUCAGGAAGAAAUAAAUUCAGCAAAAAAUAUAGAAAAAGACUUGAAAGCUUUGAAGGUCAAGAUGAGUAAUGAUGCGGUUUCUGAUAUGUCCGUCGAAGCGAAGGUGUUUGAAUUGCAAGGGAAAGCAAAACAAGCUGAGGAGCUGCUCAGAACAACAGAAAAGGAGAGGCAUUUAAGACUUGCAGAGGAUAUUCAGAAACUCAAUAAUGCCAGGGCAGAAGUAGAACAUGACCUUAAAUGCUUGGAGCCCAGGGAAAGGAAGCUUGAGGAUAUGGUGGCCAGGAGUGAUAGUUUAUGUCAAGAGGCUGAUUCAGUAAGGGAAGCAGAGAAAUUGAAGCAGCAAAAGCUCCUGUCAAAGCUAGAAGAAAUUGUCCAUUUGUUUCACAGCCAUUCAAACCGAACAAACAAUUUUCUUGAAAUAUUUAGAACAGAGUUGAUCUCAAAGGAUAACAUCCACCUGAUGUGACAAGCGAUGCUGCUUAACGUUAUUUUCACUGUAUUUCAGCUAGUCUUUGAAAGUUUGUAUAUGGCAUUAUCGAAAGCUGGUUUUGCUCUGUGUAUAUAACUUGAGAUUGAAAGGUAGUCAGUCUAUCAGGGCUGGAUAUUAA